This is a messenger RNA of Zerene cesonia (dogface butterfly), 1889 nucleotides long. Its product is annotated as pancreatic triacylglycerol lipase-like. Lineage: Eukaryota; Metazoa; Arthropoda; Insecta; Lepidoptera; Pieridae. Gene Ontology annotation, molecular function: lipase activity. The transcript has 11 exons. Bases 106 to 1494 code for a protein of 462 amino acids. Gene Ontology annotation, biological process: lipid metabolic process. The record is from RefSeq and is a predicted model, not a curated record.
GUUGAUUCAUUUGUAUCCUACUGUUUUGUGCUGAAUUUAUUUAUAGUUUUGAAGUAAUAAUUUGAAAUAGAUAGUGAAAUAAAUAAUAAUUAAAUAUUAGGAAAAAUGAUUAUGCUCACGUAUUGGUGUCUAUUAUUAUUUUUAACUUGCGAUAUAGGAGUAUCUCAAGUUAUUUUGACUACAGACGAGUUGGAAAAUCACAUAAGCCCAGACGAUUUACAAGAUUUUUUGAACUAUCGCAAUGAUGUGACCACCACAGCUAAGUCCAGUGUCAAAAUGGAUUACGCCGAUGUUGAGGAUACAACAGCUAAGCUCCCAGUACCCAAAGUUGUGGAUUGUUUUGGUCUGGGCUCGUUGAUGGAUCAGCUGUGGUUCCUAAAUAUGAAGCCAGCAACUUCUGACAGCGUUAAUACUCAUUUCUACUUCUCAUCCAGAUUACGGCCAGGCAGAGUGCAGGUAUAUCCUGGGGACCAAUUCGGCUUAGAAUGGGUAGAUUUCAAUCCAGCUAGAAAAACAAUAAUGAUUGUUCAUGGAUUCAUGAGUCACAGUAAUGCGUCGUGGGUUCGAGAUAUGACAAAAGCAUUCUUAUACUGGGCGGAUGUAAAUGUGAUAGCCGUGGACUGGAGUAAGGGGGGCAAUACAUGGAAGUACUGGCGUGCAGUAGCCAACACUAGACGAGUUGGCUCCGAUACGACUGGCUUCAUGCGACAAUUGAUAGCAAAGACAGGAGCUCGCAUUAAAGACUUCCACUUUAUUGGACAUAGUCUGGGCGCACACAUUGUAUCGUAUGUUUCUUACCAUUUGGGCAGAGUUGCGAGAAUUACAGGUCUAGAUCCAGCACAGCCCUGUUUCGGUGACUCAAGUCGUGUGGAAAGGCUGGAUGAUUCAGAUGCGGAUUUUGUGGAUGUCAUCCAUACUAAUGGGCGGCUCUUACAAAAGAUUGGCUUUGGGUUACCAGAUCCUAUAGGUCACGCAGAUUUUUAUCCCAACGGCGGUAUGCAACAGCCGGGCUGCGUUAACAAGACGGAUUCCGUCUGGUCUAAGUUCUUUCCCAUUUCAGCUUCACGUCUCCAACAAGCGAUAUGCAGUCACGGACGUGCGUAUGUGCUAUUCACAGAGUCGUUGGUGAAUGGUAAUUGCUCAUUUAGAGCAUUCCGGUGGAAUAUGACUUAUGAAGGAGUGAACGCAAGUCUGCAAGCGGCGUGCGAUAGACAUUCGUCGUGUUCUGAAAUGGGCAUCAAUGCUGUGGGCGGCGAGGACAGGCAAAAGGCGAAAGGCGCAUAUUUCGUUCUUACUACUUCCAAGCAGCCUUAUUGUCCCACAGAAUGGCAACGCCAGCAUCCACGCACGGACCUCCUUCACGACUUGCGCGUCGGCUUCAGAAUAGACAGGUCAGUGCCCUUGUACAACGUCACCAACUCGUAUGGAGACCCGCUGCUCGAUGUCACCACUACGCCGAGAAGUUGGUUCAGAAGAGUUCUAAAUAUUGGAUAGAUAAUAGAAAAUAAAGUCUUUUGUAUUAGUAAUAAAGACUAGUUUUGUGCGCAUAAGCACUUUGAAAGCUGAAAUGAAGCGCGCUGGCUGUACGCUCGGCCUACAAGAACUUCCGAUUGUUGUUAUUGGUUUUUGUGAUAAUUCUAAAUAGGCUCAUAGAAUGACUGCAAGCAAUUUGAAUCUUGCCCUAUUUUUUUUUCUUAUUGGAAUUAUGUUUGUAGAAAAUAUUUUGAAAUUGGAUUAUAUUACAAAGGUAAAGGUAAAGUUAUAUUACAUUUUACUAGUUAUUGAGAAAAAUAAGUAAAUAUAGAAUUAUAUUUCGUCCUGUUCUGGAUUAUAAACUGCGUCUUCGCAUUAAGUUAAUAAGGCAUAUUUUUUCUAGUACUGAGUGUAUU